Molecule: messenger RNA, 2320 nt
Organism: Lactuca sativa (garden lettuce)
Lineage: Eukaryota; Viridiplantae; Streptophyta; Magnoliopsida; Asterales; Asteraceae
Product: transmembrane 9 superfamily member 8
Biological process (GO): protein localization to membrane
Cellular component (GO): membrane
Source: RefSeq, a predicted model, not a curated record
AGUGGAUGAUAUCCAUUUAAGGUAAAAUGAUCAAACGGCUGAAAUGCGUUUGAUCAUCUCCACUCUCUACUCAUCUUCUUGAUCCCCAAUUGGGUGCAGGUUUUUGCCAUUAAAACCAAACUCUCACAUUACACACUGUUAGAAGAGAAUUUGAGAGAUUCGGCUACGGAUCUGAAAACCCAGAUCUCAAAAUCUUUCAUUUCUCCUUUCCGAUCAUAUGGCUAAUCGAUCGCAUCUAGGGUUUCACGUAUGGAUCUGCGUUCUUCUUCUUUUAUCCAUCCAUGGAUACUCCUUCUACCUCCCUGGUGUCGCACCCCAGGAUUUCUAUAAGGGAGAUGUUCUGAGGGUAAAAGUGAACAAAUUGGCUUCUACAAAGACUCAACUCCCAUAUUCUUACUACUCUGUCCCUUAUUGUCGCCCAAAUAAAAUAGUUGACAGUGCUGAAAAUCUUGGGGAAGUUCUUCGUGGUGAUCGUAUAGAAAAUUCUCCUUAUGAGUUUCAAAUGCGAGUGCCACAAAUGUGCAAUGUUGUAUGCCGAAGAGUAUUAAAUGAGAAAACCGCCAAAGAAUUUAAGGAAAAGAUUGAUGAUGAGUAUAGAGUUAACAUGAUAUUGGACAAUCUACCUUUGGUUGUUCCCAUGACAAGGCUGGAAAAGGAUUCACCUGUUAUAUAUCAGCAUGGAUAUUUUGUGGGACGCAAAGUACAGUAUGCAGGAACAAAAGAAGAAAAGUAUUUUAUCAACAACCAUUUGACAUUCACUGUGAAGUUUCACAAGGAUGUGCAAACUGAUUCUGCAAGAAUUGUAGGAUUUGAAGUUAACGCAUUCAGUGUUAAGCAUCAAUAUGAUGGUGAAUUCAAUGCAAAAACCACCCGCCUAUCAACAUGUGAUGCUCACGCAAAACGCAUGGUCACAAGCUCCGAUCCUCCACAAGAAGUCGAAGACAAAAAAGAAAUCAUUUUCACUUAUGACAUUGAUUUCCAAGAAAGCGAUAUCAAAUGGGCAUCAAGAUGGGACACGUAUCUUCUAAUGGCAGACGAUCAAGUCCACUGGUUUUCAAUCGUGAAUUCCCUCAUGAUUGUUCUAUUCCUUUCCGGGAUGGUAGCCAUGAUCAUGUUAAGAACACUUUACCGCGAUAUCUCAAAAUACAACCAAUUGGAAACACAAGAAGAAGCGCAAGAAGAAACCGGAUGGAAACUCGUACACGGUGACGUAUUCCGCCCGCCAUCCAAUUCCGACCUCCUCUGUGUCUACGUCGGAACCGGAGUCCAAUUCCUGGGAAUGAUACUAAUUGCCAUGAUCUUCGCCGUCCUUGGAUUCCUUUCCCCAUCGAACCGCGGUGGUCUCAUGACCGCCCUUCUCCUCCUCUGGGUCCUCAUGGGUAUCUUCGGCGGGUACGCGUCGGCGCGUCUUUACAAAACUUUCAAAGGAACGGAAUGGAAAGCGAUUACCCUCAAGACCGCGUUUAUGUUCCCCGGAAUCGCGUUUUCCGUCUUCUUUGUGCUUAACGGUUUGAUAUGGGGGGAGAAGUCAUCCGGAGCGGUUCCGUUCGGGACGAUGUUUGCUUUGGUGUUUUUAUGGUUCGGAAUCUCGGUUCCGUUGGUUUUCGUUGGGAGUUACAUUGGAUUCAAGAAGCCCGGAAUUGAAGAUCCGGUGAAAACGAAUAAAAUCCCGAGGCAAAUCCCGGAACAAGCUUGGUACAUGAGCUCGAUUUUCUCGAUUUUAAUCGGUGGGAUUUUGCCAUUUGGUGCGGUUUUUAUCGAGUUGUUUUUUAUCCUAACAUCCAUCUGGUUGCAGCAGUUUUAUUAUAUUUUCGGGUUUCUUUUUAUUGUGUUUUUGAUCUUGAUUGUGACGUGUGCGGAGAUCACGAUUGUUUUGUGCUACUUCCAGCUUUGUAGUGAGGAUUAUCUUUGGUGGUGGAGGGCGUAUUUGACAUCGGGUUCAUCGGCUUUAUAUCUGUUUUUGUAUUCGGUUUUCUAUUUCUUCACAAAGCUUAAUAUCACCAAGGGCGUUUCGGGGAUUUUGUACUUUGGGUAUAUGCUGAUUGCUUCGUAUGCGUUCUUCGUGUUGACCGGGACGAUUGGGUUCUAUGCGUGUUUCUGGUUCACCAGGCUGAUUUACUCUUCGGUCAAGAUUGAUUGAUUGAUUAUGUAGUUUUCUUGAUGAUUUAUAGGGAGAUUAGGGGUGCUUUAUUGAUAUGUUUAGUUAUACGAAUUGUUUUUGGGUAAUUGGAUUUGGUAUUUGAUGAAUUUUUUUUUUUUUUGGAUAAUUUGUAUGUAGAGAUUUGAGGGGAUUAUUAAGGCAUCUUUUCGUUCUUGUUUA